AUGCUCGACGGAUUGCCCGAAUCGCGCGCCACCGUCAACGACUUCAAAACUACAGGAUCAUUCUCGCCCUCUAGAGGCAUGUUUUCGGCAGUUGCAGCACGGGCUGAGACUUUGCCAGCCCUUGAGUUGGAGACAUUGAAGCCCAACAGAUGUUUGACAGAAUGCUCCCAUGAUGACGCCAACAAGGUGACCCAUGUGGUUGUGUUAGAUGCAUCUCCAUUGACCACCGCACAGCUCAACAACAUCCUCUGCAACACUUCACCUUGUGCUAUGCCUUGGGUGUGUGAGGAUACUGACGACGAGCAGAUUAGGAAAGGUGGUGUCAUGCAGCCACUAUGGCCACCACGGGCACCGCCAAGUACAUGGCAGUUGCGGUUCGUGGAACAUACUAUUGCAAACUCAACUGAGCUGAAACCAUGGCCAGAUCCAUGGAUGAGCAAGAGCAGUGGAAGUGGAAGCCGGGACAAGCCACCGUGGGCGCAAAACGCUGUCAGUGUUGGAAAGAGUGACAAGCUUCGGGAGCUCUAUGAGAAAAGUGGGUCAAGUUGGAGGUUAACAAAAUCUGGAACACCUGGAACCAUUGGCAGUUUCGAAGAUAUUCGUUGUGCAAACAAUGUCAUGCAAUAUUCCCCGGUUACUACUGCAUUGUUUCCUGUCUUCUGUGGAGGUCACCAUUCUUUCCCCCGACCCUGCUACAAAGAAAGAUGUUCAUUUCUUCAAAUAUCCCAGCUAUAUGUAGGGCUUAGUUGUGUGAAUAUGACAAACCAGAAGCUUGGGUUGACUGAGUUCCCUGAAGAUAGUCGAUUCACAAAUGUGGAAUCAGCCCUUGUUGCAUUACAUUGCAAGGAGUGUCUUUUUCUAGCAGAUUUUGAGAAAUCAAUAGAUUUGGAUGCUAGUAGAAAUUGCAGUAUUCUUGCGGCUGAAAGAAAGAAGGCUGAAUUUAAAUCUGGAGAUCUUGUGCAGGAUCUUGGUAGAAUAAUCAAGGGUUCUGUUGAGCCAGUUCGUGACCUCCUAUCUCAGUUUGACUAUGCUUUGGGUGCCCUUGGAGCUCUAGUAUUAUAUGAUGGGUUGCUAGCAGAUGAUACUAAUUAUGGAAAUUACACGAUUGAGAAAUACAAUUUGGACUGCUACCUGCGCCUUGCUUCUGCCGUGGUGCGAACAUUGAAUAUUGUUGAAGAAAAAACUGAUGGAAACAACAAAUUUAGUUUGUUUGCUUUCAUGAACAGAGUGUGUACUGCUAGGAUGGGACAAGGACUACUUAACAAAUGGCUAUAUGUAAACGAAGUCAAUAACAGAUUAGAUAUGGUUCAGGCUUUCACAGAAAAUCCAGAGCUUCGUCGGGGUCUUAGGCAACAACUUACAAGGAUAUCUGAUCUUGAUCGCCUAACACACACUCUCCAUAAGAAAUCAGCCAAUCAGCCUGUUGUUAAGCUCUACCAGUCCUGCUCUAGAAUCUCAUACAUCAAGGGUGUUCUUCAACAAUACAAUGGCCAAUUUUCUAGAUUCAGGACAAGGUUCCUUGGCUCUUUUGAAGAGUGGAUAACAGAGAAUCGAUAUGUUCCUUAUGUAAGACCAGACAUCACAACAUCGGAGGGAGGAGAUAUUCUUCUACAAGGUGGUUGGCAUCCAUAUAAAGUGCAAUCAGUUGAGAACUACAUGAAGCUUUCUAUGGGCAAUAUUACUCGAGCCUUUCUAGAAUUACACAUCUCUCCUUCGGGGCAACCUGAUUAUGAUCGACAUGUAGCUUCAGCGCCAGAUGUUCAUAGCAGGGCUUAG
Messenger RNA from Triticum turgidum subsp. durum (durum wheat), 1776 nucleotides. The record is from the annotation of a GenBank genome assembly. Lineage: Eukaryota; Viridiplantae; Streptophyta; Magnoliopsida; Poales; Poaceae.